CUGCUUCGUUUUUCUGACAGGAUGAGCGGCGGUUCCUAAAGGACUCGGUUCGGUACCGAAGCUGCUCUCAGCAGAGGAGAGCGCGAGCUGCGGCACGCGCACCGCCCAGACCCCCUCCCCCUCCCGCUGACAGAACACGCUCAGAGUUGUGAAUGAUGUCACUUCUCUUACCUGACACGCUCCUGAGGACCGAGCUGCUGUAGAAGCUCUCCAGUCGCUCCUCUCUCACAGGUGUGCUCCUCCUCCUCCUCCUCUCAGGGCCUCCAGCACCAUGAGCAGCUCUGAGGUCACCGGUUCCAUUCCCACUCGGUCGUCUUGCUCCGUGGACAGCGGUGGAUUCUUGAGUCCCGGUACUCACCGCGGCCUCCCCCCACCGAUGCGCCCCCCCCAGAUGGCACUGGGCCCUGGGCGCCUGCACUCCUGCAGCAGUCACCCGGGAGCUAGACGCCGAAAGAGGGAGAUGAUCCCCGCCGACAAGAAGGACGCCACCUACUGGGCGAAGCGGCACAAGAAUAACGAGGCGGCCAAACGGUCCCGCGAGAAAAGGAGGUUUCAGGACCUGCUGCUGGGGGGGCAGCUGCUGGCUCUGAGCGAGGAGAACGCGCAGCUGCGCAUGCAGCUGCUCAGCCUGCAGUACCGCAGCGGCUUGAGCGUGGACGGCAACGCCCCCGCGGCAGCUGCCCCUGGCUCUAACCCGCCGCCGCUUUUCCAGGGGGGGCUGUGGGGCUCUGCCGCUGUCAUGGAAACAGGAAUUCACUUUGAUGACACAAUCAGCUGUUUUACCCCAAACCGAAGAGUCGGCGUCUAUGACACUGUAUCGCAUCGCUACUGCAAGACACCGCAGGGCCCGGAGCCCCUCGCCAGGCUCCUCGCCAGGCCCUUCGCCGUCUCUGCGGGGGUCAACCUCUCGAUGGGUGCAGAGAUUGAUGCCCAGAAGAGGGUCUACCCCAGUGAAGAUGCCUCCAUCUCCACCAGCUUAUCCUCUCCCAAGAAAGCAGUGUCCCCCCUGGACACGCCCCCGCAUGACUCCACUCAGACUUACCUGUUCCCGCACCUGCCUCCCCCUGCAGCCUGUAACCUGUUGCCCUGGAGCUCCUCCUACCUGACCGCGCCAUCCUUCUACUCCCCCCUUCCCCUUCACAUGCAACAGAUGCGGCAGGUCGUGGGGGGGCGUUGUCAGGGGAGGCUGAGGUAUAGUUUCAGCUGUGCAUCUGGGCAACUGCACCUACAGGGGGACCAAAGCAGUUCUACUGAAGGCGGGGCCUCGGCCUGAAGCCGGGUCUUCAUCCGAAGGCGGGGUCUCGGUCUGAUGGUGGGGCCUCGGUCUGGAGGCGGGGCCUUGGUCUGAAGGCGGGGUCUCGGUCUGAUGGUGGGGCCUCGUUCUGAAGGCGGGGCCUUGGUCUAAAGGUGGGGCCUGGGUCUGAAGGCGGGGCCUUGUUCUGAAGGUGGGGCCUCGGUCUGAAGGUGGGUCUUCAGUCUGAAGGCAGAGCCUUGGUCUGAAGGUGGAGCCUCGGUCUGCAGGCGGUUCUUUGGUCUUAACGGGAGGUCUUCCGUCUCUAGGCGGGUCUUUGGUCUGAAGGCAGGGGCUCAGGUUGAAGGUAGGCCCUCGAUUUGAGGGUGGGGCAUCGGUUUGAAGGCCUUCAUAAGUUUAUUUCAAAGACUUUAUAGAUAUGAUUUCAAACCUCAAAUAUUCAAAGAAAAAUAUUUGUCAAAGAUCUGAAUCCUUCUGUAUCAGUUUGUAUCUUUUGUAUCUUUUUCCGAACUAAACUAUGUUCACUUUUCAUUUGAUUCAUUUUAGUUUGUCUGCUUUGCUGUUCGUAAUAAACUUCAGUCUCCA
Messenger RNA from Oryzias melastigma (Indian medaka), 1837 nucleotides. RefSeq lists its product as uncharacterized. NCBI's taxonomy places the organism in Eukaryota, Metazoa, Chordata, Actinopteri, Beloniformes, Adrianichthyidae. The transcript has 2 exons. The record is from RefSeq and is a predicted model, not a curated record. Gene Ontology annotation, molecular function: DNA-binding transcription factor activity; DNA binding. The coding region runs from base 272 to 1273 and encodes 333 amino acids. Gene Ontology annotation, cellular component: nucleus. Gene Ontology annotation, biological process: regulation of DNA-templated transcription; circadian rhythm.